Messenger RNA from Angiostrongylus costaricensis, 972 nucleotides. NCBI's taxonomy places the organism in Eukaryota, Metazoa, Nematoda, Chromadorea, Rhabditida, Metastrongylidae. The record is from the annotation of a GenBank genome assembly.
AUGUGGUACACUAACAUCAUUUUGAACAAGAAGAGCCUAUUCUUAAAAGAAUUUCUGGCUGUAAACGAUCAGGCAUAUUCAAUGAACAGUGAAAAGCUUUUUCUAGGUCAUAUUUUCUAUGGGGAGAAUGUGGUCAUCUUCUAUGAACACUCAUUUGGUCUCUAUCCAUACUUUGAAAAACACAACAAAAAUCAACCGGUCAACGGUGGCUUGCCUCAGAACACUGAUCUGAAAGCUCAUCUCGUUGAAGUGGAGAAAAAUAUAACAAAGCUAAUACCUAACGAGAAUUUUACUGGCUUCGCCGUAAUCGAUAUAGAAGAAUGGCGCCCGCUUUUUGAACAACACUUCAAGAACGUAAAGCAGGUUUAUCAGGAAGCAUCUAUAGAUCGAGUCAGAGCUAACCAUCCAAAUCUGAACGAUGCAGAAACCCGACAACGAGCAGAGAACGAGUUCAAUGAGGCUGCCAAGAAAUUUAUUGUCGAAACAAUGAAGACAGCUAAGAGGAUGCGACCGAAAGCACUCUGGGGCAUUUAUGGUAUCCCCUUUUGCAACUACAAUGCUGGUGAGAAAGACGGCGAUUACAGUUGUUCUGCACGAUACAAAGGAUUUAAUGAAAAAGAAAUCAAAGUGAAUGGAAAUAUAAUACGAGAAGAGAAGAGCAAAGUGAGGUUGGAAAAAGCAUACAUCGAGGCAAUUCUUAUGGAAUCUCUUCGACUAGUCAAGAAAUACAAUCCAUCACUUCUUGUCUACCCAUACUCAAAAUUCGAGUACGACCCGCUCAAGAAGCUCGACUCAUUCUAUAGCAGCUUUUGCUCAAAAUUCAUUCUAUUAUUUCAGUCGGAUCGAUGCAGUACGAUCGACCAGCCAGCAGACUUAGGCAUAGAUGGCCUAAUUCUCUGGAGUAGUAGCGCAAACAUGACGAAGCGGUGCGAAAAAAUCAAAGACUAUAUAGAAACCGAUCUUGGACCGUGA